UUCUUCUUCUUCAUCUUCUUCAUCUCCAGACAGCAGAAGGAUGCUUUGUGUGUGUGUUUUCCUGCUGCUGACCCUGAGCAGGCUGAGCCACGGCUCCCUGCAGGACAAGCAGACCGACUUCGGACUGAAGGUGUUCUCCCAGCUGGCGCGGGGCUCGGCGGACCGGAACGUGGUUCUCUCUCCGUACGGCGUGGCGUCCGUCCUGGCCAUGGCGCAGCUCGGGGCUGAUGGGAAGACGCGGAAAGCCUUGACGGCCGCCAUGGGCUUUUCUCUGCAAGAGCGAGGCAUGCCCCGGCAGCAGCGCCUCCUGCAGCGGGACCUGUCCAGCGAGCAGGGGGUGGAGAUGGCCAGCGGGGUGAUGGUGGAGAGGAAGAUGAGCCUGGAGAAGAGCUUCCGCCGGACCCUGGCCAAGGCCUUCCAGGCCCACCCCCACCAGGUGGACUUCACCAGGCCGGACCAGGCCGUGCACGUCAUCAACGCCUGGGUGUCGGACCACACCGCAGGAGCCGUCCCGGAGUUUCUGGCUGCAGGGUCUCUGUCUGACGAGACCCGCCUGGUCCUGCUGAACGCGCUGCACUUCCAGGGCGUCUGGAAGGUUCCCUUCGACCCCAAGCUGACCCAGGAGCGGAUGUUCCACUGCGCCAACGGCAGCACCGUGCCCGUGCACAUGAUGCGUCUCACCAACCGCUUCAACUACGGCGAGUUCGUGACCGCCGACGGCGUGGACUACGACGUCCUGGAGGUGCCGUACGAGGGCGACUCGCUCAGCAUGUUCCUGGUGUCCCCGUUCGAACCCGAGGUGCCUCUGAGCGCGCUGAGCGAGCACCUGAGCAGCCGGCUGAUUGGGCAGUGGAGGGCGGAGCUGAGGAGCGUGAAGAGACAGCUGGCGCUGCCCAGGUUCACUCUGAACACGGAGGUGGAUUUGAAGACGACGCUGAUCAACAUGGGGCUGGGAGACAUAUUCAACCUCACGGCCGACUUCACCCGCAUCACCACUGACGAGAGGCUGUGUGUGUCCAAGAUCCUGCAGGGUGUGAAGCUGGAAGUGAACGAGCAAGGCACCAGAGGAGCAGCAGCAACAGCUGCCGUCAUGUUUUCCCGGAUGGCGGUGGAGGAGAUCACCCUGGACAGGCCCUUCCUCUUCCUCAUCCAGCACAAGCACACAGGUGCAGUCCUGUUCAGCGGGCAGUUCAACCAGCCCCGCCAACAGUAGCCGUCUGAAGGCCGCUCCGCUCCACUGUGUGACUACUGCUGCUCAAACCAACACCUCCAUCACCAGAGGCCUGGAGGAGGGACGGCGUUGGUGG
Messenger RNA from Salarias fasciatus (jewelled blenny), 1307 nucleotides. It is a transcript of the gene serpine1, whose product is annotated as serpin peptidase inhibitor, clade E (nexin, plasminogen activator inhibitor type 1), member 1. The record is from RefSeq and is a predicted model, not a curated record. The transcript has 10 exons. Gene Ontology annotation, molecular function: serine-type endopeptidase inhibitor activity. Gene Ontology annotation, biological process: negative regulation of vascular wound healing; negative regulation of endopeptidase activity; negative regulation of plasminogen activation. Lineage: Eukaryota; Metazoa; Chordata; Actinopteri; Blenniiformes; Blenniidae. The coding region runs from base 41 to 1213 and encodes 390 amino acids.